This is a messenger RNA of Hordeum vulgare subsp. vulgare (domesticated barley), 2076 nucleotides long. RefSeq lists its product as uncharacterized. Bases 1263 to 1652 code for a protein of 129 amino acids. Lineage: Eukaryota; Viridiplantae; Streptophyta; Magnoliopsida; Poales; Poaceae. The record is from RefSeq and is a predicted model, not a curated record. The transcript is spliced from 5 exons.
UCAUUCCCCCUCGAACCCCAUCCCAAUCCCCUCGUCCUCACGCUCCACGGCCCUGCAGUCGUCGCCGUUGUAUUCGUGCUCCACCCACGGUCCUGCUGUCGUCGCCCCUGUCCUCGCGCUCCACCCAAGAUCCAGCCACCGUCCUCGUACUCAGCCCGGCGUCCAGCCGCCGUCCUCGCGCUCCGCCUGAGAUCCAUCCGCCAUCCUCGAGCUCCGCCCGAGAUCCAGCCGCCCUCCUCGUGCUCAGGGAUCCACCCCCACCCCAUCCCCGUCCCUGCCACGAGCUCUCCAUCCGUGCUCCCCGUCCCCGUUGUUGCCAGUACAGAUGCAUCCACGAGCUCUCCAUCCCGCUGCGCCCCUCCCAAAAUCAGCCGUCCGUUGCUGCAGAUCUCCGCACAAGACUCGUCUUUUCCAAUAGGCAAGCAUCGAGGGACGAAGCCAGCAUGCAAUACAACAACUACUAUCAUAGUAGAAAAAUCAACACCCCCCCCCCCCCCCCCCCCCCUCUUAGAAUCGCCAUCGGCUCCUCCUGAGAUAUCCUUUUUGCACUACUGUGUGAUGCUUGCUUGUACAUUCUUGAACUUUAAACCAUAUGGCAUUGCUGAACUCUGAAAAUUAGGGUACUACAACAAGAAGGAACGAGAACAACCCAUGCGUGCAAGCUAGCAGCAACCAACCAAGCAAGGAGGUGGAUCGAUUAUUGGUCUAGGCCUAUGCACAUGCAAGCCAGAAGCAAGCAAGCUGGUGGAUCGAUGCGUCUUUUUUUCUCAUUAUAGAUCCACAAAAAUAUUUUGGUGAUUUGUUCAUGCAUACCAUCUGUUUGUUAAUUGUUUGUUAGAAAACACACAGAUCUACUUCGGCCCUGCGACAUGUUGCAUGCCUCACAGUUAGUCUCCACCACCAAGCUGACGUCAACUGCGUCAGGCUUUGCAAGAAGACCUACAACCUCGACCAGAUCGGAUUCACUCCCCAUGGCCUCAAGGACACUCAGUCAGAACAUAUGCUACGUUGCUCCAUCCCUACUCAUGUUCAUACCUUCUGAUCCUCAUUUUUCAGGUAGGACAAGAUAGAGAUUGUUCACGUGUGGAAAAAAUCUCAAAGAGGCCAGUAAUCAUCUUGAAACUCAACCUGAAGAGACAAACAAAUCAAUUUAUGGCCCUCUAUACAAUAUCUAAUUCCAUCAACAAGCUAAGUCCAUCCACACUUAUCACUCUGCAUUAUUUAAGCAUGGGCACAUGCACAUAUAAGUGAACUCCCACUAGAUGGUCACCGGAUGGCAAUAUCAGCGAUUCUCUGCUAUCUUCCCCAUUUUCCCGAGAAUUGGUAUUGAUUCCAUUGGAGGAGUAAGGGUACCAGGUGGCUAUUGUCGCCUACUGGCGUUCCGGCUUUCGCAUGUUGUUAUAUCCAACAGUGGUGUUACUCGUAUAGCUCCUAGCCUUGACACUAUAGACACUUCUACAUACAUACUGAAACGAUCAAGGAUGACAAGAAAGCAACUAAUGUACCAGGAUGUGCAGGAUAGGCCUCAAGCGAUUCCUGCCAGCAUACAUAGUCCGGCUUCGUAUACCUGUCAAUUGUCAUCUUUCUACCGACCAUAUGAGCAAGAUCUGCAGCAAAAUGUCAAUAGCGCCUUUCCCCGUGUUAUUAUCUAAAGAUCAAUGAUCCUAUGGUCAUCUGUUUCUUAUUUCAAGAAUGUCUACAAGGAAAAGAAACCACUAUCUUUGGUUUUAGAAAAGAAUGACACAAAGCAUGAAGGUUCGAAGCGAACUCUCUAAUCAUGGGGGCCAACAACAACAAGGGGCCAAGAGCUGGAGACGCAAAACAUUAUGUGAUGAAGAGAACGCUGAUAAAGCAUGAUGGUCGUAAGCAAUCUAUCCAAACUUGACAGCCAAGAAAAAAAUCAUCUAGAGUGCUGACAAACAACAAGCUAAUCCACCAACUUUUCCUCUAACCAUUUAGUUAGACAGUGUACUAUGCUCACCCAUUGUUCUUUUUGACAACAAUUAACAAAUGGUAUUUUUUGUUACUCAUGUGUUCUGGGUGAUUAUUAAGAUGGUCAAAAUUAUGCUUUGUCCA